Messenger RNA from Meriones unguiculatus (Mongolian gerbil), 1763 nucleotides. Its product is annotated as large ribosomal subunit protein eL36-like. Gene Ontology annotation, molecular function: structural constituent of ribosome. The transcript has a single exon. Gene Ontology annotation, cellular component: cytosolic large ribosomal subunit; ribosome. The record is from RefSeq and is a predicted model, not a curated record. NCBI's taxonomy places the organism in Eukaryota, Metazoa, Chordata, Mammalia, Rodentia, Muridae. The coding region runs from base 56 to 373 and encodes 105 amino acids. Gene Ontology annotation, biological process: cytoplasmic translation.
UCUAGAAAGGGGCGAAAUAGCUUCCUGUCUCGGCCGCCAUCGGAGAGCAGCAGCCAUGGCCCUGUGCUACCCCAUGGCCGUCGGCCUCAACAAGGGCCACAAGGUGACGAAGAACGUCAGCAAGCCGAGGCACAGCCGGCGCCGCGGGCGCCUCACCAAGCACACCAAGUUCGUGCGAGACAUGAUCAGGGAGGUGUGCGGCUUCGCCCCGUACGAGCGGCGCGCCAUGGAGCUGCUCAAGGUGUCUAAGGACAAGCGCGUGCUCAAGUUCAUCAAGAAGAGGGUGGGCAUGCACAUCCGCGCCAAGAGGAAGCGGGAGGAGCUGAGCAACGUGCUGGCAGCUAUGAGGAAGGCGGCGGCCAAGAAGGACUGAUGCCCCCUCCCCCAAUAAACGUUGUGCCGCACAAAAAAAAAAAAAAAAAAAAAAAAAGAAAGGGGCGAAAUACCAUUAGUCUGCUGACAUGUAGCCACCAAGAUGACUGAAUGCAGGGUUACGCCGAGUUAGCAAUGCAAUAUAGUAGCAUGGUAGCGUAGUAGUAGCUUAGCUCUAAAGUUCAGGAAGGGAAAACCAACACAUUGCCAAUUCCAAUCAAGAACCCAUGCCAGUGUGAUGGCACAUGCCUGCAAUCCCAGCACUUGGGAGAUGGAGAAUCAGAAAUCCAAGGUAACCCUUGUUCAAGGUCAGAAGGGUCAUAUAAAUGAGAACACUACAAUAAAUGAAAGAGAGGAGGAAAAAAAAAAAGCCAGCAAGAUGGCUCAGCAGGUAAAAGUGGCCUGCCAGGAAGCCUGAAGACCUUGAGUUUGAUCCACCAUGGAACUCCAAUGGUGGAAUAAGAAAAAUAACUCCUGGAAGGUGUUCUCUGACCUCCACACACACAGCACUGCAUGUGUGCUUAUGUGUACAAAGUAAAAGAACUCCAUAUAGAAACUCAAUAGUCUGAAGGUACUAUAAAAAAAAAACCUGAAAAUGCCUACUAAAUAGUAUUUUAAUUACAUUGCCUGAUAACAAACAAAUGAACAGUACCAGAGAAAUAAUAAGGAAAACAAAAGCAGCUCACCAAUCAUAAUAAAUUGUGAAUCUGGAGUAAACGACGCUUCGAGUGUAACAGCUUUGCUGUUAGCAUAACCCUGAAACAAAACAUAGCGCUUCUCAUUACAGGGCCAGUAAUUAAUAAAAACCAACAUGCAAAUCCCUUCUCACCAAAGGCCUUUGAAUGUGCAGUGUCAGUAAGACCAAAUGCAGCCGCUACCCCAAACAAAACACUCCCAUCCCUAACUUUGUAUGAAGGGAGGGAAGGGGAAAAAAGACAACCCACCUGUUUAUUGUUUAUUAAACAAUUAUAUUUAAAAAGCAACAGACUUGGGUCAUUUUGUGAGAAGUGAGUGACUGCAAUCUAAGGAAGUAACGUUCAUGUCCAGGAAGAAUGCAUAAGCCUACACCUCAUCACCGAGUCCGGGAUAACCACUAAUCUCUACCAGCCAUCUGACAGCAUUCCCAGCCCAGGCUUAUGAACAAGGAAACAGCCAUGCUUCGAAGCUGUCAGCUCACCCCAAAUGUGUGCAUCACCACGCCCUUGAAUGCAUCAAUAAGACGAAUGAAGCUGCCAUUGGUGGAGAUGAGGAUGAGUUUGCCAUCAUUGCUGAACUUAAGGCCUGUCCAUUCACAAGUCCGAUCGUACUGCAUCUUAAAGGUUGCAAAUGGUCCCUGCAAAACACAAAAAUAGCAGUCCCCAAGUCCACACAAAUAAAUACUUCUGUCAGAA